Molecule: messenger RNA, 1359 nt
Organism: Zingiber officinale
Lineage: Eukaryota; Viridiplantae; Streptophyta; Magnoliopsida; Zingiberales; Zingiberaceae
Exons: 9
Coding region: 167-1099 (310 amino acids)
Source: RefSeq, a predicted model, not a curated record
GUUACCAGAUCGAGAUGUCGCUGUUGGACGGCUGAGAUUGAUCUCCUAUCCGUCGUCUUUAGUCGUCGUUGCUUCCUCGAUCGAUAGAUCGAACUCCUCUAACCUCUUCCUGGUCUCGCGUUCUGGCAAGGCGAUCAAUCGCGAUCGGUUCUUUCUUCAGUGGGAAAUGGGGAUAAUUAAGGACGUCCUGCUGCUGCUGAUGUUGCUCGUAACUCCGAUUCCAGAUGUGUUCGGGAUCCCUGUCACGGCGCCUGCCUUUAUGUGGUCGCCUCAACAUUACGGAUCAUCAAAUGUUGACAAGAAAGAACUUGUUGUCUACCAAACAAUCACCCCUAGGGAUUUAGCUAGUUUGGUUUUGUCUGAAGGAGGUUGGUCAGACUUGGUGUGCUCUAGGGAAGACGCUGACGAGAAUAUUGAUGUAGCUAUCCUUUUUAUUGGAAGAAAGUUGCAAUCAUCAGAUGUCUCUAGUGCUAAAGUGCAAGACCCUUCUUUGAUUGAGAUGCUCAAGUUCACAUUCACAACGUCAAAUGUCUCCAUGGCAUUCCCAUAUGUUACCAUUGAUGAACUGGAGACAUUGGAAGACUCUUUGGUAAAAGGUUUUACAGAAAAUUGUGGACAAGGAUCAGGAAUGAAUCGUAUUGCUUACUUGAACACUUGUUCCAUUAAUGGAGAAAAUGGUAGGAAACUUGAAGGCUUGCAUUCACUUGAGGGCUUUUUGGAUUCAAGGACGAGUGGGAAGACUGAUUUGAUUGUUUUGUGCCAUGGAAGUUCUGAAGAGUCAGAUAGCACUCACUCAGAAGGGGAGGUUCUGUCGGACGUAGUUGAUUUACUAAAGGAGUCUGGUGCCAAGUACACAUUUCUUUAUGCUUCUAGACCUCACGGGAUUCAGUAUCCGACUCGUUUGGCAGUGAGGUAUCUUGCAGAAGGCACCGGCAAUGCCUCUGCAAACUCAACUUGUGAUGGAAUCUGCCAAUUGAAGUCAUCACUCCUUGAAGGAGUUUUUGUUGCAAUCGUUCUACUCAUAAUAUUGAUAUCGGGUCUAUGUUGCAUGGCUGGAAUUGACACACCCACAAGAUUUGAGACUCCCCAAGAAUCUUGAGAUGGUAUAUUAAAGAAUUUUGUGUGAACCUAAUCCACUAAGUUCUCAUCUUUGCCAGAUUUUAUGGGUAUAUUUGUUUUAUUUGUUUUGCCCAUCAAUAAUACACUACGAGUAGUUUGUGUACAUGACCAAGGAAUUUGUUCUUAAAAACUUUGACCUCUCACAGGCCAAAGUUACACCUUUCAUUCAUGUUGUAUUAUCAGUUUGUAUUGCUUCAAGAAUUUUUCCUCUCUUCUUGAGUUGGAAUGUAUUUACUUAAA